Messenger RNA from Durusdinium trenchii, 3867 nucleotides. The record is from the annotation of a GenBank genome assembly. Lineage: Eukaryota; Dinophyceae; Suessiales; Symbiodiniaceae.
AUGGUUUCGUUUGACGCCUGCGUUUGGCCCAGCAAUUCCGCUUUGGUGACGCAGGGCUUGCAGACUGCGAUUUCGCUGUUGUCCAUGAGCCAACGAAAUGGCAUGCAUCUCCAGAUGCCAUUGUCCCAGGCCCAAACAAAAAUUGAGCCUGUUCUCAAGCACAGAAGGUUGCUGGAAGAUACGCUAGUGGCAGGUGGCAUGGACAUUUCCUGCUAUGUCACCUUGAGCUUCGACAAAACGCAGUGCCACGCUGGCGACAAGCGUAAAGGCUCCCACCCCUGCUUGUUCGUGUCAGCCAGCAGCGAGAACAACGAGUGGUCUGAAAGCGCAGCUGCUCAAACCGGCUCCAUUGGACCAGUCCCACUCAUUCGGAUGAACGAAAUGAUCGGAUAUGACCCGGACUUGAAAUGGGGACCUGCGUUGCGAAUUGGGAUCAAGGUUCACACAGAGAUCGUGAAUCAGUACUUGAAGGGCAUGGAUUUCAACGAUGAAGAUGUAGUAGUGUGGGCCGACAUCAUGCCAAACAGGCAUGCGGAGUUUGCCCGUGCGAUCCUUGGCAGGCAGCUGGAAGGCAACAGUCGCCGACCUCCUAUCCAUUACGUUGGAUGCCUCCGUGAGCCUGAUCAAGCAGAUGUCGCCACGGCUUUGGAAGCCAUGGUUUACGAGCACUGGAACAACUCCCCGACUUCACCUCCCAAAUCCCGGCCAUCCGAACCUGUCCCAGAGCCAUCGCUGUCAAUCCUCGCUUGGUCAGAUCAGAGUCCAUUGUUUCCAGAGUCCUUGUUGCAGAAAUUUGGGCCGGGCAAUCCAGCACACCAGGAAAUCCUGGCCAUGCAGGCUUCGUUGACCGCCGAGUUCCCGAACGCAACAGUGGCACGAAAACAAUCGCAGGGUUCCAACACGGUCUCAGUUCGCGGGGCCAGGGGUGCGAGUGGCAGGCCUGAUUACACGGUUGAUGGUGGAGCCAAGCCGCUCAACUUCGAGAGGACGAUAGAGAUGACGGAUCACAUCCCUGUCGAUUCCUUUACAGUUGAGAGGAAAGCUUAUGCUCCGGGUGGCCGUGGAAAACCUGCCGUGAUUGUUGGGGAAGACUUUUCCUUCUGGCUUGGGAACGAGACGAGUGAGGAGCUCUCGCUUGUGGCGUGUGAGAUUUGCGGAUUCAACGUUGGUCAAUUCGAGGAACGGCCAGUCGUGGGAUUGGGGGAAGCAGAGAAGAACGGCAUCCCGUUCAGGUUUGCUUCGGACCUUGCUUUGGUUUCGCACGAGAAGAAACUCAUGAGCAUUGCAGAGUAUGCCCGCGUGUGCAGCACAGUGCACGGAGCUGGUGAUGAUGGGGAAGCCUUGCCAGUGCCCUACAGGCAGCACAAGCUUUCGACCAUUGGAGCAGCCUUUGUGGGUCACAUGCCGAAAGUGCCAAAGAACAAUGUCGCGAGCAUCAUUUGGGAGGUCCAGGACCUGAAGAAGCUUCAGGCGGAUCAUCAGCAAAUUCUGUGCCUGCACCUGCGGGCCCUGUUGAGCCUUCGCGUGGUCGUGAAUCUUCAGAAGCUCACCCACAAGGUGGGGGGACUUGACCUCGACCCAGAGCGUGUGAAAGAGAUUGCAGUAGCCACUACUGAGGUUCCGAAUGAGGCGGUAGCCGAUGGUGAGACUGCUGAGCCUGUUGAAUGCGAGGUGCCGCCAGUCCCCGGUCUCACUGAUGUGGAAGACCCUGAAGAGGAAGAGCCUCGCGCAGAAGACCACGCCGUAGAGGAUGAAGAAGAUGCGCUGAUCGCCUGCCUAUAUCAGGCCUUCACACAGGAUUUUGCCGAACAGCUGCCGGACCAUGGCUCCCGUCGUGCCUACCACAUCUCAGCAGGUCCAGGUCGUGGAAAAUCUUCGCUAGCGAUUCGGGUGCUGCGGCAAUUUGUUUUGCUUUUAUUUGCACUUGGCCUUCUGUCCAUCGUUGUGCGCAUGUACAUGACUACCCUCUUGUUAUUCACGGUCUUGAUUGCUUGCGGUCAUACGGUACAUCCAUCCGUCCGCAAAGGAGUUCCUGGCACGGCGCAUGCCGAUACCUCCUCGCAACACCUACCAAAAGUACUGCGAGAUGAGUUAGCCGCAAAGAUCGGCCAAGCAGGUCUUCGAAUAGGUCAGGACAAAGACCACUAUGACCUCCUCUAUGCGCAAACGAUCGAGAUGCUGGAGCAGCAGCACCCAGACCUUCUGCGUAACAUCGAAGACCUGGAAGCCACGCUGGAGACAAGGAAAAACAUUGAGAAGGUGGCUAAAGCUCGAGAGAUUUUCAUUCAAUGUGACAGUGCAAAGCGCAUCAAACGAGCCGCAUUGCACCAGAGUCGUAGAAAUCAGCACUUUGAAGUGGGAACCCUCGUCUUCUACUACCGAAAAGGUAGAGGAAAGGGGGAACGGCCUCGAGGACAAUGGUAUGGACCCGGACGCGUUGUGUGUAUUGAGAAAACGACGGAGAGCGAAAGGGGUCGAGAAGGUUCAAUUGUUUGGAUCACGCAUGGAACUAGGCUGCUUAGAUGUGCACCUGAACAACUUCAAAGAGUAUCUAGAGAUUUGAAUGCGAUUGAUUUUGAGUUGAGAGAAAGCAACCAGCUUGAAGACUUGAUCAAAACGAAGAAACAAUACUUUGAUUUGAGAAACGAAGCUCCGGAUCUUGAAGUUGAAGUGCAUGAACGUGACGACCUUGCUUGGCGCGUAGAUCCUCAUCACCUUGAGUUUGAACAUGAUACUUCUCGUGGCCCGGAUCAAGCCUUGAAGAGACAGAAGCUCCUUGGGAAACAAUCGGUUGACCCUCGUGUGCUCGAUAGCAUUCAUGUCGAACCGGUCCGUGAAUCUCGACCUGAUGAAGAACUCCAGGACCUGAGCCUUACCAUCGGCAAGCACAAAGGGGAGAAGUUCCUCGACGUGUGGGAGAAAGACUACUCCUACGUGAAGUGGACGGUGGCCCAUGUGAACCCCACAGAGGGAUGGAAUCAUUGGCUCCAUUUCGUCGACCUGAUGGCCGAGAAGAUGAUGAAAGAGCAAGGAUCAGGGAGUCGAAAGACAACCAAAGCCGGAAAAGAGACGAAGACCGAAGGCUACAAGACCCCGAAGCCAAAAGAUUUCGCAAAAGCCAAAGCUCAGGCAUCCUCGAGCCUGAGUCGAACCCCUCCACCAAGUCACUUGGAAGAAAUCUUGUUUAACGCUCAGGAAACUAAGUGUAAUGGUGUGGAAAUCAUUUUGAAUUUGAGUGCUCGAGAUGUUCACCUCGAUCAUCGUGGCAAGGGUUGCUGGGUUGUGAACGCUAAAGCUAAGAGAGGAGCCGAAAUCCAGUUUAAACAAUUGUCUGAAAAGGAGAAACAGGAAUUCCUUCAGGCCAAAAAGAAGGAAGUUGAUAGCUAUAUUGAAAACAUGGCUGUUUCAAUUGCUCACUCUCAAGGGGGUGAUCCCCGUCGGAUUCUUGGAAUGCGAUGGGUUUUGGUUUGGAAAAACAUCACAGACGAAGACGGUGUGGUGACAGGUCAGAAGGCCAAGGCACGCUUGAUUGUCAAGGGUUUUGAAGACCCUGAUUUGCUCAAAGGAGCCAAGCGUGAUCCAACCGGACGUGUGCUGGCUGGACCGACUGUUGUCCCUCUCAAUGCCCCAGAGGAAUACGAUCAGAUGGAAGAAGAACGAGAGCAGAGGGAUGACGAACGUCAAGAACAACAUCUGAGAGCCGCCGCUUUUCUCCAUUCGGGUGCUGCAUCAAACUACACCCCUUCUGUGCCAGAACAUCUAAUUGAUGAAGGAUCUGGCAAACGUCCGGACCCCACUGGGGAAGAGCCAGGAGAAGAGGAAAAGGAUUCGGAUGUGGUGAUCGAGCGAGGAUUCCAGGCCUCGUGA